Messenger RNA from Dovyalis caffra, 1089 nucleotides. Lineage: Eukaryota; Viridiplantae; Streptophyta; Magnoliopsida; Malpighiales; Salicaceae. The record is from the annotation of a GenBank genome assembly.
AUGCAAGUCCUAUCAAACGCGCGUCGACUCACCAGGAGUUUGAAGCCUCAAAUUCUCCUCAACUCGGUAGCCUCAGAUCACAAAUUAUUCAUUGAUACUCAAUGUCAAAGCCAUCACUCUUUCUCCUCGCCUUCUCCCUCCUUCUCAGAGGCUGUGAAGGAGCUUUAUAAUAAGAUUACUGAAUCCGUAAAUGUUAGACGAACAAUGGCACCAAAUGCUUGGUUGUGGUCACUGAUUGAGAAUUGCAAAAUCCACGAGGAUAUUAAGCUUCUGUUCGACACUUUGCAGAAUCUCCGAAGAUUUAGAUUGUCAAAUCUUCGUAUUCAUGACAAUUUUAAUUGUAAUCUUUGCCGUGAAGUUACUAAAGCAUGUGCUCGUGUAGGGGCCAUUGACUUUGGUAGCCGUAAUGAUGCAGGAAAGAAGGCCUUGUGGAAUCAUAAUGUGUAUGGACUGACUCCUAGUGUUGCAUCUGCCAACCAUUUGCUGUCGUAUGCUAAGGAUCAUAAUGAUGUCAAACUCAUGGUUGAAGUAAUGAAACUUCUUAAAAGGAAUCACAUCCCAUUACAGCCUAGUACAGCAGAUCUUGUUUUCAGUAUCUGUUACAAUUCGGAUAAUUGGAUGUUGAUUUCUAAAUAUUCAAGAAGGUUUCUCAAGGCUGGGGUGAAACUCCGCAGACUUGCAUUUGACAUGUGGAUGGAUUUAGCUGCCAAAAGAGGUGAUACUGAGUCAUUAUGGGAAAUUGAGAAGUUGAGAUCUGAGUCGACGAAGCCGCACACUCUCAUGAGUGCGUUUUCAUGUGCUAAGGGUUUAAUACUAGAAGGCAAGCCUCAGGAUGCUGCUGCUGUUAUUCAAGUCCUUGAUCAGACUUUAGCCGACACUAAGAAGUCAGGUAUUGUGGUUGAACUUCAGAAUUUAGUAAGUGAAUGGCCUUUGGAUGUUGUCAAACACCAAAAAGAGGAAAAUAGGAAGGUUCUAGCUGCUACAUUAAAAUCUGGCAUUCCUGCAAUGGUUAAUGGUCUGUCAAAUAUGGGCUUGAAGCUGAAUGUAAAUUUGGAAGACCUAGCAAUUAAGGAAGCAAUUUCGUGUUAA